Messenger RNA from Belonocnema kinseyi, 1677 nucleotides. RefSeq names its product protein chibby homolog 1 (gene Cby). Lineage: Eukaryota; Metazoa; Arthropoda; Insecta; Hymenoptera; Cynipidae. The coding region runs from base 313 to 705 and encodes 130 amino acids. The transcript is spliced from 3 exons. The record is from RefSeq and is a predicted model, not a curated record.
UCUGCAAAUUCGGUCGGUAAAGUGGAGUUAGAGGAGUUGAAGGCUAACAUAAAGAACGUAAACAAACUUGUGAAAUUAAUGAAAAAAACUGCAUUUAUAAAGACUUUUAGCUCUAAAAAUAUAAGUUUUUCAAUAUAAAGUGAUCGAGCUCAUGUAUUGAAGUCGCUGCGGUUAUUUUACGAAUAAUUUAAUUGAGUUUUGGAAAGUGCCGCUCGUUUCUAGAAGUAUAACCUCCAAAAGCUUUGUUAGGAAGUUUUAGACCGUUGUAAAACACACGAUUUAAGCGAUUUGAGGCUUCAUUUUAAAUCAAAGAUGCCACUUUUUUCGAGCAAAUUUUCUCCGAAAAAGACUCCUAUCAGAAAAGCCUCGGUUUCUUUGGCAAAUAAAGAUCUAAGUCCGAAGAGGUUAGAAAAAGAAUUAGGUCCAGACAUUGGCGAAAUAAGAAUUUGUCUGGGCGAACAGCAGGCUGUUUUUGAUCAUGGAAUGUGGAUUCCUGAAUCAGGACAAAUAGGUGGUACGUUCAAGGAAAACGAAUCACUAAAAAAAGAUCUGAGAAAGCUAGAGGAGGAGAAUAACUUACUAAAAAUAAAACUUGAAGUUCUAUUAGAUAUGUUAACUCAGACAACGGCAGAGGCUAAUUUGGAUAAGGAAGAAUUAGAAGCCCUCAAGAGUAGAAUGUCUCAUGAUAAACGACCUGCUAGUUAACAAGAAGAUUUUUUUUAGCCAGAAACUAUAAAUAAACAUGACUACAUCGAAUUUUAUACAAAUGCAUUUUUUCGCGAAAGAAAGUUUAUUAAGUUAAUAAAUAAUUAACACUUCGAUCAUAAAUACUGUACAUAUUUACAAUACUAACUUAUUAACAUCACUUAUAGAAGGCACAGAAUGUUUAGAAUUACCGCUAGCGUUUACUACUUAAUCAUGGGUGUGUUAAAUUCCAUAAUUUUAAUAAAGCAUCUAUUCCUUCAAAUGUAGAUACUAAAAGACAACAGAUUUCUGAGUAAACGAUUCUUUAGAGUAAUUUUAAGCCUGUAAGUGUCAGCUUAUUUUAAAUAUAGUUCAAAUUUAUAAAAUAUAAAAAAUAGAUAUUUCCUGAAUAUAAAUUACGAAAAGUAACAUACCCAUUCUACCUAGAGAGCAUGUAAUGAAGUAAAACGAAUAUUUUAAAUACUUUAUUCUGUAUACCUAAAAGUUUAAUCUUAUUAACGAUCCAUUGAAUUCUGCGGACACGUUUUCUUUGUAUGGCCUGCAAUAGAAGGAACAUCAAUAGUAAAAUAAUUAAACUAAAAUAUGAGAAAAUGUAUUUUUGUGCCGAAAAAUGGAACUAGAGAGAGUAGGUACAAUUUUAAACAUCUUUUUUUCUCUAGACAAACAGUUGUAGCUUCUGUAGUUUUUAAAAUAAAUCCAAAAAACGGACCUUUUUGAAAAAAUCGAUUUUAAUCCGUUUUUCUCUUUAACUCGUGCUCAAUGCUUCAGUUUGUGGAAUUUUUAAACGAAAAUUUCAGGGAAUGUACUUUAGGAUGUCCUUCGAUCCACAAUGUAAUGGGAAUUGAAAACCGUUGUUUUGAAAAAUUGUUAUUAAUUUUUUUCUGAUACUCGGUGCGAAUCGAACAUUUGUAACUUCCAGCGUUUCGUUUAGCGAGGGAAUUUUGAGCAGGUAAAUACUUCUCGAGGCAAAAA